Messenger RNA from Thyridium curvatum, 492 nucleotides. RefSeq lists its product as uncharacterized. The record is from RefSeq and is a predicted model, not a curated record. The transcript has 2 exons. The coding region runs from base 1 to 492 and encodes 163 amino acids. NCBI's taxonomy places the organism in Eukaryota, Fungi, Ascomycota, Sordariomycetes, Thyridiales, Thyridiaceae.
AUGGCCUACUACGGAGACGGCGGCAGCACCCCUAGCAGCCCCUACAUGAACGUUACAGCCGGUAUGGGUGACUCCCUCGGUCCCAAGGACCCCCUGACCCCUGGCGAAAUCGCCGGCAUCGUCUGUGCAGCCAUCAUGGUGGCCACCCUCAUCGGAGUCGCCUUCUACAUGAGAUACCGCCGCGGCAAGCACAUGCCUCCCAAGCCUCGCAGCGCAUACCACGGUGCCUACAAGGCCGACGAUCCUCGGUACUGGAACCCGGAGGGACAGCACUCGACGAUCCUGAACUGGAUCGAGUUCAAGCCCGACGCGCCGGGAAGCGCGAGCGGAUCUACGCUGCAUGGCCACGCUGCCACCAACGCUGGUCACGGUGAUGGAGAGGGCGUCACUGCCCAGAGCCAGGCACGCAAGAAGACCUGGGCUCCGUGGACUCAUCCCAAGGCCAAGCUGUUCCUGAACUCCCAGGCGCACCUUGCGCACGGCAUGGUCUGA